CCUUCCUGCCAAAUCUGGGACCAUGUCUGGAGCCUAUGAUGAAUCCGCCCUCCAGGAGGAGACCACAGACAGUUUCUGGGAGGUUGGGAACUACAAACGUACAGUGAAACGGAUCGACGAUGGUCACCGGCUCUGCAACGACCUGAUGAACUGCAUCCAGGAGCGCGCCAAGAUUGAGAAAGCCUACGCACAGCAACUGACCGAGUGGUCUAAGAGAUGGAGACAGCUGGUAGAAAAAGGGCCUCAGUAUGGCACUGUAGAACGAGCCUGGAUGGCAGUGAUGACAGAGGCAGAAAAGGUGAGCGAGCUUCACCAGGAAGUAAAGAACAAUCUGAUCGCUGAGGACUUUGAGAAGGUGAAGAACUGGCAGAAAGACUCGUACCACAAACAGAUGAUGGGAGGAUUCAAGGAAACCAAAGAGGCAGACGAGGGCUUCAGAAAAGCCCAGAAACCCUGGGCCAAAAAGCUAAAAGAGCUUGAGGCUGCCAAGAAGUCGUACCACAUGGCCUGCAAAGAGGAGAGGCUGGCGUCCGCCAGAGAGGCCAGCGGCAAAGGAGAGGCUUCUGUGACAGCGGAUCAGCAGAAGAAACUGCAUGAGAAAGUGGACAAGUGCAAACAGGAUUCAGAGAAGGCAAAGGAGAAGUAUGAGAAAGCACUGGAUGAGCUGAGUAAGUGCACCCCACCUUACAUGGAAAACAUGGAGCAUGUCUUCGACCAGUGCCAGCAGUUUGAAGAGAAGAGGCUGAGCUUCCUCAGGGAGGUGCUACUGGACGUCAAACGCCACCUCAACCUCACAGAGAACCAAAGCUAUGCUACAGUAUACAGAGAACUUGAACACACCAUCAUGUCAGCCAGCCCGCGAGAGGAUCUUAAGUGGUUCAGCAACACAAAUGGUCCCAGCAUGCAUAUGAACUGGCCACAGUUUGAGGAGUACAACCCAGACCUUACCCAUAACUUUUAUAAGAAAGAUAAGUCAAAGAAAGGCGGCGAUGGAGUCAUGCUGACCAGUGUCACAGCAGCAGACCAGACUCUAGCUGGAGACCAGGGAAGUGUCAGCAGUUAUGAAAAGAACCAGGCAUACCCGGCCUCCACAGAGUGGUCGGAUGAGGACCAGACGGCGCCGAACUCAGGCAACGACACCAAUGGAGGGACGAAUCCCUUCGAUGAAGAUGUGGGCAAAGGCGUGAGAGUGAGAGCGCUGUACGACUACGACGGCCAAGAGCAGGACGAACUCAGCUUCAGGGCAGGGGAUGAGCUGACGAAGCUGGAGGACGAGGAUGAACAGGGCUGGUGUAAAGGUCGUCUAGACAGCGGCCAGCUGGGUCUGUACCCGGCCAAUUACGUGGAACCGAUCUAACUGUUGCAGCUGAGGACACUUGUCUUGUCGGAGGGCAAACCCAGACUGAACAGUCCAGUCAUAACUACACAUUGCCAGAGACUUCAAAGCAAAGCUUCCUCUCUUGUCGGGCACAGUGAGCCGUCUUCAUCUCAGCACUAAUCACAGACAAGACUGUACUGAAACAAGGUCACCUUGCGAUACUGCAACUGAAGCAAAACGUUUUAGUCUCUUUUGUGUGUAGCUGUGUUUGAUUUCAGUUGUGAUGCUAACAUGCCAUACAGUAUGUUCUCUGGUCAUAAUAUUGAUAUGGUAUCAUCAGUCAUGCCAGGUUAGCAAGAAUGAGCAAUGAACUGUGCAUUUCAUGUAUAUAUUUUAAUCAUUUUUUUUACAGUCUUGAUGCCUGUACAGUUUUAUUCCUCAUUGAAUACAGUGUUUUCUUUUUUCUGUGAAAUAUUUACAUGUUUAGAUUUAAGGGAAUCAUUCAGGAUUUUUGGAAAAGUACUUAUUUGCUUUCUUCCUAAGAGUUAGAGGAGAAGUUUGAUUCCACUCCCACAUCUGUAAAGUAAAUGUGAAGGUACAGCCAGGGGUAUGUUAGCUUAACGUAGCAUAUAGACUGGAAACAGGAGGCAGGAGUUAGCCUGGCUCUGUCUGAGGGUAACAAAAUCCACCAACCAACACUCCUAAAACCAGUUAUUAAAAAGUUUUAUCUCCUUUGUUUAAUGCAGAGAGAAAGGCACAAGACAAAGAUUCUGUGUCACCAGGUGCAGAGGUCCGGUGCAUGCCAGCGUUUUAAAAACAGCAGGAAGUUAAUUAUUGCAGUGUGGCCCUCUUGACAACACAGUGGCUGUGACACACAUGGAGGCAAUAAAGGUACUUGAAGUAGCAAAAUAAAGCAAUUUUUUUAAACCAGCAUUAUUGCAGCCUUUAAAUACAAGAACUAAACCAGUAAUAAGUUAUUUAUGGUAAUUGUAACUACAGUGUUUGAGGUCUUUAUCGACCUCAGAGGCCCAGCUGAAAACUAGCAUUCAGGGCCCCAAGCUGCUGCUCUACAAAUAAAGAUUAUUACAGUAUUACUGAGAGGGGUUGGAGGAUGGAAGUGGGGCCACUUUGACAUAGAUGUCUCAUUUUCAUUUGAGGGGGCCUUACGGAGUUAGUCAUACAAACUCCUGGUAAUCUGUAGAACACUGAAGUGGAUAACCUACACAUACGUAGUAUGUGCUGAUGUAUUUUAAUGCAUUAGCUCAUAUUUAUUGAAGGUUUUUUUUAUGUUUCAUCAACUACCUGAGCACCUGGAACAGCAUUUUUAUGGAUAAGGGCAUAUUUACAGUAUUUUCUCUUUAAAAUGAUAUGUUUUCUCCAGUGGUUUUGCCCUCCAUUAGCACCAAUGCUUGUGGAGAACACCAGAAGCGUUCAUGUUUGGGUUCUUUUUUUCUGUUGGAGAAUCUAUAUUUCCCAGUUUUCAAAGUCAGUGCCCAUGGCUAAGAAAUACUUAUGGCACAAACCCUCCCCCACAAAACCUCUAUUUGUUAUUUUUGUAUGGCUUGUGAGGUUUAGAGACUGAGCCAGGCCGUUUCCGCCCGUCUCAUGUCUUCAUGCUAAGCUAAGCUAACCAGCUGCUGGCUGUAGCUUUGAUCAGUUUUUUUUUCAUCUAACUCCCUGCAAGAAAAAUAUUUAGUAAAAUGUUGAGCUAGAUUUGUUUUCCUGCUCCACUGCACACCAUGUCAUUGAAUUAGCAUUUUGAUAAAAGACUGCUCACCAUCAGUAAAAAAAACACACAGUCUCUCAGCAGAGCUUCUCUCUGAAAUGGAAAUAUAUGCUCUCCCAAACACAGCAAGAAUUGUGCAUGUUAACGUUCACUGUCCUGCCCAUUAACAACAAUGUUCCUGUUUUAAUUAUUAAAUUUCAAGUAGUUUUUUUGUCUCUACAUGCAUUAAUAAUGCAGAUCCCAAGAACAGAUCCUUCUGCAGCUGUUUUGGUGGAAGAUUAGCUUCAGUCAGAGUCAAGGUUUUCAUUUCUUACUUAAUUCCUGCAGUUAAUGAGACUUGUCUACUGUAUGAGUUAAUGUCAGUGACUCCGCACUAUCAGCUUCCAGCUCUUAUCGCUGUGAUUACAUGCAUGCCGACGUUCCCACACACUGUUUACCUCUCUGAUGUGAAUGAUCCAGUGCAUGGUCUUAAUUCGUUUCCACCAAAUUACUGAUCGAAAACUGAAUCGAAACUCUUAUCAGGAUGAUAAUGCCAUUGAUUUGAAUUGCAUAUCAUUGGCAAGCCAUUUAUUGUUUACCAAAAGCAGACUGUAAUGUAUUUAAGUGUUUUGUUUUAAUAAGGAAAACUAAGUCAAACCAAGAUUAGGAGUGCAUGUGGCAGUGCAGUACAUGUAAUAUGAGAUUGAUUUGUUACUCAUGGUAACCCCAGGGGUUGGCAAAUACUACACCCUCAUCCACGAGGAACGCAGGUGUUCUCUUACAGAUGCAGGCAGAGAAAGCUGCAACGAGAAAAGCAGAAACAGGAUCUGUCAGUGAAAUAUUGAUGAGACAUUUGUCUUCUCUGCUGCAAGAAAGAAGUUCAUUUCUACAGGAUCCAGGAAGGAAAUGUCUCUUUAUGGUAUUUAGUCUCCUGUGGGCUUUUUUUUUUUAAGUGUUGCUUCUUGUAUCUGAGUUCAAAGUGGUUAAAAAAGCCUUACUAAGAUCUACCACGCUGUCACAUUUGACAAAGUGAAAGAGAGCUUGCUUCCAGAGGAUCUUACUCCAGCUUUUUAGCUCACGUUUACACCAACACAGCACACAUAGGCCCUUUUUGUCUGAUUGAAGAUUUAAGUCCUAAUUGUCUUAGAGUAACAUCAUUGUAUUUGAAACUAAAUGGGACUGCUUAAUCAGUGUACUGCAAAAGUGUGUACAACUGCGACAUCUACUGUGAACCUCCUGUCAUAUGGUGAAGGAUGUCAGACCAUAUUUUUAAAGUACUCCAAUGCUCCUUUCUUUUCCAUCCUUUACUCAUGCUGAAAACAAUGAUCUUCAUUGUUGAGGAAAACAUUUUAGAGGACUAAGGGCUUUCUCUCUUUUUUUUUAAGCAUUUUGCUGUAAUUUCCAAACUGUAGUGCCUGUACAUGUGCAUAAGUAAAAAUAAAACAUGUCCUUGGAAAACUC
This is a messenger RNA of Monopterus albus (swamp eel), 4484 nucleotides long. It is a transcript of the gene pacsin1b, whose product is annotated as protein kinase C and casein kinase substrate in neurons 1b. NCBI's taxonomy places the organism in Eukaryota, Metazoa, Chordata, Actinopteri, Synbranchiformes, Synbranchidae. The coding region runs from base 23 to 1357 and encodes 444 amino acids. Gene Ontology annotation, molecular function: protein binding; phospholipid binding. Gene Ontology annotation, cellular component: cytoplasm; plasma membrane; endosome. Gene Ontology annotation, biological process: neuron projection morphogenesis; regulation of endocytosis; positive regulation of dendrite development. The transcript has 9 exons. The record is from RefSeq and is a predicted model, not a curated record.